GCAAUCAGUUAGCAGUGGUGGUGCCUUUCAUAUCGUGCGGUGAUUCGUCAUUCAUUCAAAGAGCGAGCACUAGUCUGGAGUAUCCUUAUGUGUCUACGGAUAUUUUGCUUCAUUUCGACUCGUCCUUGUGCCUAGCCAAAUUGAUUGUUGAUAUUACGGAUAAAACUAACUUCGAUAAUGUUCGUUUGUUAAGCCCAUUAACAUGUUUCGCGGCCAGUUCGUCCGAUCAGUGCCUGAAAAAAUACGGAAGUCUUUAUCGCUGUGAAGAAAGUGCGAAGAAGAAGAACGAAAGGGCCACUCCUGUUUCAUUGUGUCUCGCUAAUGUCGAAGACUUGUGAAUUGUUCGCGUGAUUCUAAUUUGGUGCAAAAUUUUCUUACGUUUGGUGGCGCUACGUGUUAAAGUGACAGAAGGAACUUUAAGAUCAAAUUGUGAGAUUAGUUGCUUCGUGUAAAAAUGAUGAAAAGUUUGUUCGGCAGGAAAACUGCCAAAGACAAUGACAGAAACAAAAUAUCCGAGAUUGGAUUGCCCACAAAUGUGGUGCACGGAAUACAUGUCAGCAAAAAUAAGCUUACCGGUGAUUUGGAAGGUCUGCCAAAAGCAUGGAUCAGGCUUAUGGAUGCAUCCAUCACGCAUGACGAACAGAGUAAAAACCCAGAAGCCGCAUACCAGGCAGUCAAAUUUUACAAUUACUCGAUCAAGAAAAAGGAACAAGCAGAACCGUUUAAGCCAUUUAUAACCGAAGAUGCCAUCCACGAGGAAACCGAAUCAAUCGAUCAGUUUUUGGACAUGAAAAAUGCCCACAAAAGUGAGGAUUCUAUUGAAAGCGAGGAAAACUAUGCAGAAGUUUCACCUCCACCACCUCCACUACCGAAGAAGGCAAUGACCUUACCUCCAAAGCCACAGGUAAUGCCCAAGCCGAAGAACUACCCAAGAAUGACUAAAGGCUUCCAGAAUUUGAACUUGCUGGAAAGUGGGAAUAAGGAAACUAUGAUUAUUCACAGCAAUAGCACCACAUUGGAUAAUCAUAAAAGUGCAUACGAUUUAGUCAACAAAGUCGAUUUAGAUGCAGAAAAUGAGCUCAUACUGAGGCCAAAGGAGCAAAAUGUCCGUACACCGAAGACAGACAUGCAAGUUUACAACGAGCUAAAACGAAUUUGCAAUAUGAACGAUCCAUUGGAGCGAUACGAGAAAACUGUCGAAGUCGGUAAAGGUGCUUCUGGAGUGGUAUUUAUAGCCAAUGAUCGUCAUACUUCUCAAAAAGUUGCGAUCAAAACAAUCGAUAUGAAAAAUCAAUCAUCCAAAGAAUCCAUCCUCAAUGAAAUUAAUGUACUGAAAGACUUCAAUCACAGAAAUUUGGUGAAUUUCUUAGAGGCUUACUAUAUAGAAACGGUUGAUCAUCUGUGGGUCAUUCUUGAGUACAUGGACGGAGGACCAUUGACAGAUGUAGUCACAGAAACGGUGAUGAAAGACCGCCAAAUUGCCGCAGUCUGCCGUGAGGUUCUACAGGCAAUCAGCUUCCUUCAUUCGAAAGGGAUCAUACAUCGAGAUAUUAAAUCAGACAACGUGCUGCUCGGAAUGGACGGAUCGGUUAAAGUGACUGAUUUUGGAUUUUGUGCCAACAUCGAAGGCGAUGAGAAGCGUCAAACUAUGGUUGGAACACCGUAUUGGAUGGCUCCGGAAGUAGUGACCCGAAAGCAAUACGGAAAGAAGGUCGAUAUUUGGUCGCUGGGAAUCAUGGCAAUAGAGAUGAUCGAAGGACAACCACCAUAUCUAAAUCAGGCUCCUCUGCGUGCGCUCUAUCUAAUUGCCGCGAAUGGGCGGCCUGACGUAAAGAGUUGGGAUAAUCUGUCGGACAAUCUGAAAGACUUCCUGGACCGCUGUCUUCAAGUGGAAGUGGACCAACGAGCAUCGGCUGACGAAUUGCUGCAACACCCGUUCCUGCAGGACUGCAUGGAGCUGCGGACCCUGACUCCAUUAAUCAAAGCUGCCCGAAGGUUGCUGAAGCGGGACAACUAUAGCUAAGCCGGUGAAUGAAAGGGUGGAAAUAUGCCGAUAUGGCUGUGAAAAUAAGUGCCUUAAAAUUACAACCGAACUUCUGUUUCCAAUGCUGGACGGAAUGAAGAAAAAAAACUGUAUGCGAAGUGCUGAAAAUAGAUAAGGUUUCAACACUUUUUUCGUUGAUAAGGAACCCGCGUUUCGACGGCGGCAAGGCAAGUAAGAUUACAAGAAUGAAAAAGAAAGAAAAUUGAUUGAAAUUGUAUUUACAUGUCAUACUUUAUAGGAGAUGUCAUAUCGUCCAUUUUGUACUAGAGUGUGUUUUGUGCUGGAAUUGAGGGGUAUAGACGAGUGUAAAUGUGUAGCUAAGGUGUGUGAAGUCAAAGAAGUAGUGUUUUAGCUAAAGUAAUGACAACGGUAUUCGUCCUUCACAUUCCCACACACUUCCUUCUGGAUAUUUUCCUACGAAGUUACAUUCAGUUUGCACCAUCACAAAGUAAUUAUUAUUGUUGCUCAGUUUGCACAUUUGGAAGACUAAAAAUAUUAAAUUUUAAAUUUACCCUUGUAUGAAUAAGCUUUUUACAACUCUUUAAGGGGGAGGUUAAUUCGAGCCAAAAAAAGGCAUGUUUUGUACAUAUGUUGUGACAACACAGUUGAAACUUCUGUACUGUAAUCAAUGGUACAUUAAAGUUAGACAUUCGAAGAAUAUUGUGUAAUAUUUUCACAAAGAAAUAUUGAAGAAUAUUGCCUCGGACAAAAGUUGAAUUGCGAUGUUCCUCAUAACUUUGAUUUUCCUAGGUAUUUUAUCACUUUUUUGGAACGCUUAGAAGAAAAAAUGCAAUUUGCUGAAAAAAAAACACUUUUUGUAAUAUUCGGUGUUCGUUCAACGACAACGAUAAGUAUGGUAAAAAUAGCGAGCUUGGGUCAUGAAUGUAUGAAAAUCCGAUGCUAUAAAAUACACUUAUAACUAGGGUAAAGUGCCCAAUAGUGGACCCCCAACCAAUAGUGGACCCUCCAGCCAUUUUUGCAUUAUUACAGCAUAAUGUAAACAUUUUGCAAUGAAAUUCCAUCGGGAGAACCUACCUUACAGUCCUAUGAUUUGAUUACAUGGAUUGGAAAUGCUAUGGAAGGUAAAAUUAGAUGAUUUUUUUACAAUUCUAUAAAAAAUAAACACGAGAGUGCCCAUUAAAGGAAUAUUUUGGGGGGUCCAUAAUAGGGAAGAAGAACGUCCCGAAACGGAACAUAAAAAUCAAAUGAAGUGUCGACUAUAGGGAAGCAAUUUCCUAUUAUGGACCCCCAGAGGGUCUACUAUAGGGCGAAUUCAGUCAGACUUUAAAAUGUUAAUUUCAACGAAUGACGUCGUGUAUUUGAGUGUUUUAUGUAUGUACAUAUCGUGAAGAGGAGACGCAGAGCGUGGUAUUAGAUAUCAAGCAGAAUUAAUAUGUUGAAAAUUUCUACACAUUAUGACAGGAAGCGCAAAAUUCCGCUACUAGGGGGUCCACUAUUGGGCGUUUUACCCUACGUUUAAUCGGCCCAAAAACCCUAAAUGCUCAUUGAACUGUUUGAAUGCCCAGGGGAUGCAUGUACAGUACACGCUUUGCUUUAGUAGCCAGGAAACUGUCAGUGGUUCUCAAAUAUAGGAAUUCGGUUAAAAGAACCAAAUGGAAAUAAUACGCAAUGUUAUUCAUAAAUACUAAUGUUUCGAAUGGAAUAUGAAGGGUGUACGGAAUCAAAAUGCAUCACUUUCAAAGGUCGAUAACCUUUCUCCACCUGGUUUGAUUAAAACGAAAUUUUGUGUAGGACGGCUUCAGAAAGUGCAGUUCAAACUGCGUGAGUUUUAUUGAUAAAUUUCCAAGGCUUUCGUAAAUACUGUCGAAGGAACAGGACGUGCGUGGUAAAAUCUUUUGGAUUCACCUCAACAAUCCACAUUUUACAAAAGUACUCACCUGAUUUUUUAGCAUUUUACUUAUUUUUGGCUUUUUCCACGCAUGGGCGGAUUUGAGUGAAAGGAGCCAUAAAGUAAGUUGUUACGCGGUUCCGUGUAGAGUUGGGGCUGACCGAAAGAUACUGGGCUAGAAUGAAAACACGAGCUUCGGAGGCAUCCAAAAUUUUACAUUACAGAACAUAAAAUAUUGAAGUGGCCUCUCGCAUCAAAAUAUUUUAUUGGCCAAUAUAUAACCCUGCCGUCACAAUUUUUGAUUGGAAAUUCGACCAAAAAUUAGUCAAAUAUUUUAGAUCGAAUUCACAAAAAAAAACAUCUGUUUUGACACUUCUAUAGUAAAAAGCAAAAUUUAAAAAAAUCAAAAAUAAUUGCUCAAAUAUAAUUUAGGACUGAUAUUCGCGAAAUCGAGUCUGCCGUGCAUACAUCCAAACAUAAGUGGAAUCACUGAAGUUUAGCAUGGGAACGUAUAGGAAAUCAAAUAUCAAAUAGUUCCAAAAAAGUUGUUAGUCUUUAUAACUAAAAACUAAUUAACUAAUAAACUAAAUUUACAUAAAAAAUAUGUUAUUUUCAAAUUAAUAUGUUUAUUAUGGGGCUUAUUAAUGUGGUAUUAGACUCCACAUACUAAAUAGUUUUUAAUUAAAUAUUGUUCUGAAUUUAAAAAAUGAAUUUCAAAUUUUAUUCCGUGUUAAAUUACCAUCAUCGUCACUCAUACUCCAAACAUUUUCCAGAAGUCGCAUUGGAGCUACGACUUCAAGAAUUCGCCAAAUUUUGGGACAGCAUCAACUCUUUUGAGGCUUGGUGUUGCAUGAAGAAGAAGAAGAAGCAGAAAGAUGAUAAUCGAAAAAAUCUCCACGGGAAAGCAUACGAAGAAGUUUUCAAAACUCUUCUAGUCUUCUCAAAAAUUCUAAAACAAUUUAAUUAAAAACGGUAAGCAGUAAGGGGUUGGACUUUGUUUAAUAGAUAGUUCUACCAAUCUUCAAUUGAACUCUCUAGGUUCAGAGUCUGUGCUUUGAGGUAGUCAGGACGUCUAAAAAACACACGCAUAGUUGAAGAGGUUUAGAGGGCCAAAACAUUGCACUAUGGUCCAGGAAACAGAUUUACGCGGAAAGAUGCAUUUUACGCCAAAACUAUAUUUUUUAGAAAAAACUGUUAUUCUACAAAAUUGUUUGAAAUAGUAGGGCCAUCAUUAUGAUGCUACCAAAAAAUAGGGUAGUCCAUCAUAUAAAAAAAAAAUAAGAAAAUAUAGAAAAUAUAUUAAGCUCUUUUAGUGGAAUGUAUUCAACCAUCUAAGACGAAUUAAGUACUCUCCAUUUAAUUCCAACAAUUAUUUUCGAUAUCUUUGCAGAUACGUAUUUCGACCACAACUGUGUGACGUCUUCAGUGUCUCGUACUUGACUCGACGAGAGCGAUUCAUAUUCUUUGGUAUGACGAUGUUAUUAUAUCAAACACGCGUUUUGAAAAGCCCCAAAAGUCUUCAGACACUCGUGAAAAAUGAAAAAUUAAAAAUCUACUGCUUUGACACUUUUUAUAAGUUUUAUCAUUAUCACCGCAUUGCAAGAUUAACGAGAAAAGAUGCAUUUUCGGCCACAAGAAAAAAAAAUUCUACAGAGUUAUUCUGGAUACUUGAGCCCGUUACCGAAAAAUAGGGUGGGCCAUUUUAAAAAAAUGUGAAAUUUUAUUAUUUUUAUUUUGCGGAAAAUUGACAUAAAAUGUUCUACAAAAUUGAAGCGCAGCUUUUUCCAAUCAACUUUUAUAUAUAAACUUUUUAUGUAGCUCUUAAGCUCACUUGUUUAGAGCAAUUUCACUUACCAAUAUUAGGGUGUCCCUCAAAAAACAAUAUUUAUGAUCUGCUCAUUUAAUUUUUAAUUUUUUACAAAUGUCACCUUUUGAAGACUUUUGGGGCUUUUCAAAACGCGUGUUUUGCUGUAAUACAAUCGUCUGUAUCUUCUUCCGUUGUCGAGUUAUAUCAAUUUACUUGAAAAACAUGACUUCAGUAAAAUUGGUAAAACUUGAGAUAAAAAAUAUCAUAUCCCCAAUUUUUUGACAUAAUAAAGAAUAUGAAUUGCUCUUUCAAAUGCCGUGUAUACAUAUUUUUUGGUCUGCUCUAACCGGAGACAUCAACUUAUGAAAAAAAAUGUAAUUUUGACAGAAAAACGAUUAUAACUUUUGAUCGGAAAAAGAUAUUGAGCAUAUUUACCCAUCAAAAGUUGCAUUUUUGAGCUCUAAAAGUCACCUGAAGACUUUUUCGAGAAAUGAAAAAAAAGGAGAUUAAAAAUACUGUUUUUUUGUACAUCCGAAUCCAAUUAGGUGAAAUUGCCCUAAAUCAGCCAAUUUAAAAGGUACAGAAAAAGUUUUUUCAGCAAUUCAUUUAUUGGAAUAAGCUGCGCUACAACUUUGUAGAACAUAGGAUGUCAAUAUUCCGAGAAAUAAAAAAUAUUUUUCCAAUUUUUUUAUAUGAUGGGCUACCCUAUUUAUUGGUAGCAUCAUAAUGGUGAUCUUACUUUUUCGAACAAUUUUGUGCAACAACAGUUUUUUUCUAAAAAAUACGGUUUUGACGAUCUUUCCGCGUAAAUCUGUAUCCUGGACCAUAGUGCAUUGGUGCAUUAGGUUGUCGUAACAACUCUGCAGGGUACUAGUCUAACGAAGAGUCCUUCUAAAUGUCGUUCUCUAUUUAGCAAUGUUCGUUUUUUUUGAGUUAAAUGUUUGACCUUUUUACAUUUCAUUUACUAUUUUAAUCAUCGUUUGCUUAUCCCUGUUACGUAAAUGCAACUUACAUAUGUUCAAAUGCAAAAAAUAGUUCAAAUAACCAACUGCAACGGCACUAGCAGAUUGGGAAAUGCUGACUUUGGAGUGCUACCACCAAAGAUAAGACAGAUCAUAGUCAUUUCGUCUUCACGAAAAUUGUAUGACUCAUGAAUGUUUCCCGUUAGCUACAUCGGCCUGCAGCUCAGUAUUACACACAGUGCACGUGAGAGGCGCUCUUCAUAAUAUACCUGCAUAAAUUUAUUGUGGCACGAAGCAGUGAUGGAAAACAGAAUGAAAGAAUGUUACUUUCGCUUUCGUUUUGAUUAAGUAAAUUGGCUGCAGUACAAGAUCAUCUUCUAAUUUCCCCUCCUAUGGUGUUUUUGGAUUGCUUUCCGGUACAUGUCUAUACAAAACAGAAACCUGGGCAGUACUGUAGAGCGAGUAUGAGUACACGCCGGGGAGCGUUUGCGAUGAUUUGGGAUUUGCGUGCAUGCCUACAGUAUAAUGAAAUAACAGCUUGGAGUGGGUUGUUUUUCAACAAUUUUUCAUGUCUAUCAGCCGUUUACUAUUACAGUCACAUAGCUGCUAUACGCUUGGUUAAAUGAUUGGACGAUUGGGUCGUAAAUAAUAAUAAAAGUAUGAGACACACGUUUCGAAGACAUGUAGGAAGCGUUCUGUUAGUGUUGGAGUACGAACGGAUCCACCCGAUCUGACACCUUAACUGCAAAGAAGAUCAUUACGCUAUUUAUACAUAGUUGAUAUGUAGGUAGAUUCUACUACAUACCUCGACGGAAGAAAAGAUAAUCAUUGAUUGAUAGUCAGGGUAGCAAAGUUGAUGCACUACAUCUACAAAACAUACAUUUACACUGUCGACGAGACGAGUAAAGCCAUUAGAUAACUGUAGUCCGGUGUUGAAAAUAUUUGACCUUAACCGCUAGUUAUGAGAAGGGUUGCACUUCCGCCAGCUAUAGAUAAUACAUAUAAUCAACAUUAGAUGAAACUGAUAAAUAUCACUUGAGCGUAAUGAAACGCACCACAUGACUAAUGACACCCUCGAUUUAUUCGCCUGUUUUGUAAUACUAGCUUUCUUUGCUUUCUUGUAGGCAUUCAAUUUGUAACAAUUUUGAUUUGAUGUACAAUUUUUAUUAUUGAAAAUAGAUGAUCACCCUCAUCCUACUGAGAUUCUGUGAACUUCGUAUGAAAAAUUUGUUUUUGAAGUGGAAUUAUAGCCUUUCGAUACAACUUUGUUGCAACGAAAAAAAAAACAAAAUCGGAGCUGCUAAUCAAGGUACAGCACUAAAUUGAUUUAUGACUGAUAAAAUGUAUGUCCAGGGAUUCAUUCAUGCUUAGUCGAGGGUUCAUUUAUGGAGCUGCAAAAACGUAGCGAAAGUUAAUAUUGUUAUCGCACGUCGAAGAGAUCUUUUGAUACAGUAUGCCAACAAAGUUGAAUCGUAUUCCAAUAAACACAGUUAGAUAUAGGUACCUAUACCUAUGUACACUGCCAAACUAUAUUUCCAUUUUUGGUGCACAACCCUCGUCUGCCUAUCUGUUUUUAUCAAUUUAUAGAAAUUAGCAUAUCUUGGUAAUGUUUGCGUAUCAAAGAAUAUCGUGUUUGACUCAUGUUGAUGAUGAACCAUUUUGCUAUUACCUAAAGCUGAACAGCUAAGAUUUUGGCAAUAUUUGUGAUAUUGUUUGCUGAAAUAUCUGUCUAGUGUCUAUUGCUAGGAAGCAGUACUGAAAGCAUCACUGCAUAUGAUCGCAUAUUUCUAGAAACUUUUUUCAAAAAGGCGUAACUGUAUUUGAGAAAUUUGAAACGGCUUACACUCUCACUAUUCAGCAUAUUUCGUUUAAUCGACGCCACGGCCAGAUUGAUUGCAAUCUAUUCUUUCUGUUCGAUACACUGCCAUUAUAUGCCUAAAUAUCCCAUGUAUGUACAUAGGAAUACAUACCAACAAACAUGAAACACAUAUGCAUAUUACGAUCGUUCAUUAGUUGACCAAAAUAAAUUGAAUUAGGAAACUUCUAUAAAUUACGUAACACAAUUACCAUUACAAAAAUCAAGGUCGGACAAUUACGCCCUUUUGAAAAAAGUUAUCAGAUUUGUUACAAAACCAGUUUUUGCGUUUUUAAGUAGGGGAAAUGACGGCUUUGGCAGGUUUUGUUCUAUUAUUGUCAGGGGGUUUUCUAUAACUAAUUAUGCUCAAAUUUGGCACAAACGUUCUUUGCAUAUCAAAGAAUGUUGUGGCCAAAUUUCAUAAAUUUUGGUCAACAAAAACCCCCUGACAAUAAUAGAACAAAACCUGCCAAAGCCGUCAUUUUCCCUAAGGAAAGGAUUAUGCAUCGUCUCCAACUUUUAAGUUUUUUUUGGACAACUAGGAGAAACUAAAAAGUUUCUUGCAUAUUAAAGAAUGUUGUGGCCAAAUUUCAUAAAUUUUGGUCAACAAAAACCCCCCUGACAAUAAUAGAACAAAACCUGCCAAAGCUGUCAUUUCCCCUAAGGAAAGGAUUAUGCAUCGUCUCCAACUUUUAAGUUUUUUUUUGGACAACUAGGCGAAACUAAAAAGUUUAGUCUAAUAAACUCGGAAGAAUUAUCCAGUUGUGCAUUGUGAUCGCAUAACAGUCACGCUGGAAACUUCCGUGACACUUGCGCCAUAUUUCUCGUACUCGUACAUAUUGUAACGCAGUUAAGUUGCACUCAAAUAAUAAGAAAUGUUAAUGGUGUUUCAGUAAAAAGUUCUUCGAGUUUCAACCAAUUUUUUUCUUUGCAAUUUAUAUGAAAAUGAACAGAUUUUCAUACUAAAGUCGCCGUUCCACAUCUCGAUAUUGAAAGGACCAUCAAGAUAUGGAAAGAUAGAGGAAUGGAAGAAGCAUUGAAAUGGGCACUUACCUAUACCAAAGUUUCUAACAGUAAAGUUGCGCAAAGAGCUUACACUGAUUCUGAAUGAUGCUCAUGUUAUAAUGUUGGCAACUUUCAUUUUUGUUCAACCCUUCAAAUGAUUUAACGGGAGUGUUCACUUCUAAUGCUUUCAAAUUCGAUAACCACGUUACCCACAGAGUGCUAACAAGUAAGUUUCUUGUUGCUACAGUAAUGGGAGGGCGGUUUCAAGUGUGAAGAGGCCUUCCUUAGCCGUGCGGUAAGAUGCGCGGCAACAAAGCAAGACCAUGCUGAGGUUUGGAAAUUGUCUCGGCUUCCCUGAGCAUAAAAGUGUCAUCGUGUUAGCCUCAUGAUAUACGAAUUACGAAUGCAAAAAUGAUAACUUGGCUUAGAAACCUCGCUGUUAAUAAAUGUGGAAGUGCUUAAUGAAUACUUAGCUGCGAGGCGGCAAUGUCCCAAAGUGGGAUGUAAUGCCAAUGGAGAAAAAGUAAAGAAGUAUUUUAAGCUGUUUUUAGAACAAAUCUAAUACAUUUUAAUUCUUGCGAUUCAAUUCGCCAUAAAUAAUCAUUAGGGACCCUCCUUAGUCGUGCGGUAAGAUACGCGGCUACAAAGCAAGACCAGGAUUACUCCAAAAAACAUCUUGUGAUAGAAGGCUCGGACACCCAUGGUGUUAUAUACCGAUCAACUCAGUUCGACGAACCGAGGUGAUGUCUGUAUGUGUGUAUGUGAACAAAUUUUGUAGACACACUUUUUUAAACUUAGCAUUGCCCGAUUGACUCGCAACAAAUUGCAUUGUAUAAUGUGGUCCCAUAGUUUGCUAUUGAAAAUUGAAAAAAAAAUCAGUGAUGAUGGCAAAGCGUAUUAAAUCAUGCAAAAACAUGCAAAAUGAUAUAAAACAUGCGAUGUAUUCCCCUAAAGUGCUUUUUUGGCCUUUCUAAUGAAUUUUUUUCAAUACAUUUUAUGAUGCACGAGAAAGGCAUCAUCGCCGCUAGGUGGAUUAAUCUUUUUUUUCAUAAUAUCCAGACAAGCAUCUCCCAGCAAAUUGGUCAUUGUCCGCUACGACAAACAUCGUCGAACUGUGAGGCUCCCGCUUCUUAAUUUUGUACACUUACUCACUAGUGAAUCCAGAGUUCUGGUUAUGAUGGGGCACCAGCAAUUUUGGUUCGAUCGGUUCAUUGAUAGUUUGGCAUCAGCAGUAAGAACUAUAAUUGUGCUUUAAGCACGGUCACAGCAGAUAGUGAAUUGCAUUUAAACAUAAGAUCGACUGAAACAUUUUGGCUCAAAGUUUACGCAUACACAGACUUUUAUGAUUGAAACGAGUCUAUUUGUAGGGGGCCCCUUGCACGACCCCUUGCUCAAUGUCUCGGCACGCGGGUUGUAUCUUUCCCAGGGAACAAUUAUAUCGCUUCACGUCUUACGUUAUGUUUAAUUGUUACUACGGCCGAGUUGCCGAAUAAUAUGCAAUUAAUUGUAAUUGUUACUGUCUGAGCUGAUUGCUAUUGGUACAUUAUUACGGACCACUGCAAUCUGCGUGUCGAAAUUUUUUAAUCCCUGCUUAGUUCUAAAAUUAGGAUUGUAUUUAAAGUGCUAUGUGAUACAACGCCAUUGGAUACUUCACCAAAGUCCAAAUUGCAAAGUCCUCGCUCCAAUAUUAAACACUCUUUUCAACAAUGAUGUCACAGAUUUUAGGGGGGAGGGGGUCUAAGAUUUUGUGACAGUACAUAUACUAGGUAUACAAGAAAGCGUGACAAAGGGGGGAGGGGGGUCUAGAAAUCUAAAAAAGUAGUGGACGUCUUAUUUGAAUCGCCCUUUAUGUACAUUAUUUUGUGCGCUCUGAUUGUGCACUGAAAUUUGUCGUAGUUUUAAACUUGAUGUUUUAAGAGCAUUUCCACGGCAUUUUGAGGGCUUUCUAUUUUCUUUGGAUUCGAACCAUGAAACCAAUAAAUCGUGUAAACAUGCAACUUUCUUCGUAAAUUAUUGUGUCAUGGUGCUUCUGAUGGUUUACUUACAGAUAUCAUUAUUAUAGAAUUAAUAUAUGACCUACCAAGUGAAUUAUGAAAAUACAAAACAUAACCAAUUAGAUAUCCAAACCGUAGACGAUAGCUCAAAACCAUUAUACACCUGUCAGUUUGAAACUACAUGCAAUUAUAAACAUAUUCGAAAAAAAACUUUCUGUAUACUUAUUUCAUGAGAAAACGAAUCGACUGACAUGAAACAUGAACGAAACUUUUAGUAAACAUAUAUAUUGAAAAUAUGCUCUGCAAAAACCAACACUAGAUGUGUUUUUAUAGAUAUUUUUUGUGCUAAACAGGCAAUCAGUAUACAAAUCAGUGCAUCAUCAUAAGAAGAUCGUACGCAACAAUCACAGCAAUAAAACAAGUAUUGCAAUAUACAUGCAUUUAAAGGUAUUGUUUUCCGAUUUUGUAUAUUGUAGAAAACGUAGCUAAGACUUGUCUAAUAAAGCACAACCACUACGAAAAGAUCAAUUCCAUGUAUGUAGGUGUUUUGGUGUCCAACAGUGUCGCAUCAUAGAAGAUUAACUUUAGAAUUUUAAUUAGAGAACGGUCACCAUUCUGCAAACUCUUGUCAAUGACUCACUGUAAAUAGUAUUUUUAGUACAGCCACGAUUUGUAAACAUAGGAUAAGAAUCCUAUCAACAAGUUUUUUAUUCCGAGUUACAUUUUUAUUUAGUCAAAGUAUCUUACACAAAGAAAAGUAUAAUUUCCGGACAAGGUUUGUUGUGUUUGCCUCCUAAGUGGUGGUGUAUCCUGAAGAUAUCCGUAUGUAUAACAAAAUAAAAAAUGGUCCACCGGAGUAAUUGAUCGAAAAUCAAUGUAUUGCACUAAGUUUCCAUACGACAAUAUUAUUAUAUAAAACAUAAUUUACUCGA
Molecule: messenger RNA, 12448 nt
Organism: Armigeres subalbatus
Lineage: Eukaryota; Metazoa; Arthropoda; Insecta; Diptera; Culicidae
Gene: Pak3
Product: serine/threonine-protein kinase PAK 3
Exons: 1
Coding region: 455-2023 (522 amino acids)
Biological process (GO): regulation of MAPK cascade; protein phosphorylation; intracellular signal transduction
Cellular component (GO): cytoplasm
Molecular function (GO): protein serine/threonine kinase activity; ATP binding
Source: RefSeq, a predicted model, not a curated record